UAGUGGCGAAAUAAUGUAUUGUACAUCUUAGUUCCUGGUUUAUGUGUAGGUACAUGCUCUCGGCACACCGCGCACCAUCAACUUUUUAAAAGAAUGGAAUAAGUCCAUUCUCUAUUCCGCGUAGAUACGUCCCGUGAGCGUUGCAAUAAACUCGACGUGUUGGUCGCAAAUACCGCACCAGGCAUGACUUUGUAGGCUACUCUGCAGGCUUUUCUCCAGAGUAGGCUUGUCAGCUUGCAACCGCCAGCGAGCUAACUUGCUAGCCAUAUACAUGCAGUCCAAGAUGACUGACUGCUGUGCUGCGACGAACUGUGGGUCUGACCAGGGGAAAACGGAUUCAGAUGUAACCCUUUUCAGUUUUCCUUUGGACCCUGACCGCUGUAAACAAUGGCUGGACAACUGCCAUCGUCCAGACUUGGCAUCAAAAGGUCCUGAAGAGUUGCAUAAACUCUACAAACUUUGUGCCAAACACUUUGAGCCCUCCUUAAUUUCCCAUGAGGGGACUUCCGAUUUUGUGUUGAAGGAAGAUGCAGUUCCGACAGUGUUUGAAGACACAGAACCAUCAACCAUUCCAACAACCACCGAUAGAAAACGAGCUGGUGAUCCUCUUGAGGAGGAACCUGCUUCUGUCAAGAAAUCAAAAGAAAAUACUGAAUCCCAUGAGGUCCAUGAAGAGUCUGAGGUAUCCGGACAAAACAGCACAACGUGUGUAUCCCUACCACGAGAUGAUCCGAUGCAAGAGGACACGGCGGGCUCCAAAGCCCGAGAGUCUCUCAAAGUCUAUUUUAAGGAAGUCCUUGCUCUAACCGGGUUCAGCAUCAAUGGCACGAAUAUAGAUGAACCGAUGAUGCAGCUGGGAGAAUCCCGGGGCAGGCCGGAACUCAAUCCGAUCUGUGUGGAGAAAAUCGACCAGAAAGAGAUCCUCCAGUUCAGCGAGGACCUCAUGCGUGACGAGAUCCAGAACAGCCUGCAGAUGGCGCGCUUCUUCUCCAUCCUGCUGCAGGACGCCACCAACAUGGAGGGCAAGGAGCAGAUCCCGGUGUUUGUACGCUCCGUCACGGUCGAGGGCUUCCCCCAGAAGCACCUCAUCGGCUUCCUCCCCUGCGAGUUGGACACGGAGAACCUGUUUUACACUCUUCUCACGGAGCUGCGGAACAAGUGGGGCCUGAGGAUGGAGCAUUGCCGCGGGCUCUCCUACCUGGUGACCGGCAGCAUGUGCCAGAAGAUCAGGGACCUCACCUGCAGGAUCCUCCAGGAGUUCCCACAGGUGGUGCUCUCUCCCAGCGACCCCUACGUCUUCAACAUCUGGAUCAUCCGCUGCAUGCCGGUCCCCUUCAUCCAGAGUGUCGCGGACGCCGUCGAGGAGGUGGCCGGGCUCAUCAGGAGAACGCCGGAGCUCAGCCAGAGGCUCGAGGGCAAGAUCCAGAUGACGUACGGGCACGUGAAGGGCCGGGUGGACGGCAUCAAGGAGGCCUGCCGGGGGAACUGGGAGUACCGCACGGACGCCUUCCAGACCAUGCUGGACAUCCUGGAGCCGUUCCUCAACGUCAUCAACGAAGUGAUCUCCAAGGUGGACGAGGACACCGCCGAGCAACUGGCCAAGCUCCGGCCCACACUGAAGAACUUCAACUUCAUCGUCACCCUGGUGGUCCUGAAGAACACCCUUUGUUGUGUGAGCAUACUGAACUCGAGUCUCAGGGGCAUCAUCAGCAUCAGCAGCACAUUGCAGUACACCAUCUCUAACGCCUUAAAGCUGGUCACCAAGUACCAGCAGGAGAUCGCCAUUUUCCACCGGAAGUGGUUUGGCGACGCGAUGGGCCGGGCCAAGAAGCUCGGCGUGGAGGUCACGGUGCCCGAGCCCUCGCUUGCCGCGCUGGCGGCGGACAGCGCGACCGCCACCGACACCCCCCUGGAGGACAUGUUCCGCGAGAACCUGAGCCGGCCCAUCCUGCAGUAUCUGGUGGCGGAGGUCAAGCGGGUGUUCAGCGUGGAGAUGGUGCGCAUCCUCCGGUGGCUGUCUCUGGUGCCGUCGUACAUGGCGGACCACAACUUCAGCAUCCGCCGGGACAAGGUGGCGGACGCCAACCUGAACAACCUCGCCCGGCCGGACACCUUCUACGAGGAGCUGGGCUGCUGGGAGCUCAAGUGGAGGCACGCCAGCAAGCGUCGGAUCCUGCCCACCACCGUGUUUGCCACUCUGAAGAUCCAAGACAUCGGCUUCUACCCCAACGUGCAGAGUCUGCUGAGGGUCUUGGGCACCGUCCCCUGCGUGAACGCCGAGGCCGAUGUCUACGGCCAGUACAACAUGGUCCUGGAGAGAUGUCAAUUCUACCUCAAAGGCACACCGCCGGAGCUGAGACGAUGCCAUUUGGCAUACGUGUUUGUGAACCAAGACGUGCACUUCAACGUGGAGCAGAUGGUCGAGACCUAUGCGAAAACCCAUCCGGAAAUCAUGCAGUUGUUACAAACGGAAAAUGCAGUUAAAGCAAAGCAACCCAAAGCAGUUGCAAAUGAUGGAAACCAUGUGGAAAAGGACAACGAAGACGAGUCGAAACCGAUGACCAUAGAAAUGGAGGGCGAAAAACUGGUCGAGCUGAAGUGUGCCGAGACCGACCGAGAGGCGCUCAAGUCCGCCCUUCAGGCAGCGGUGACCGCCGCGUACAACAGCCAGAGCCGGCAAAACACCGAAGUCUCCGCCGAACAAGAAAGCGAGGUGUCCAAGUACGUGUCCAAGUCGGAGAUGAAGGAGGUCCUGAACGUUUGCGAGAACACGGUCCGGGAAGGCAUCCUACUGGAGGUGGGGAGCUCCUUCUUCUCCCUGUUCAUCGACCGCGUGGUGACGCUCGGGGAGAAGGACUACCUCCCGCUCUUCCUGAGGUUCGUGGACAGCUUUGACGUCAUGCGCUUGGAGCUGAUGGGGUUCGCCGAGGCCGACCUCGAGUGCGACGCCAUGGUCGAGCGCCUGUUGGAGAUCCUCACCGUGGAGUGGCGCCUGGAUCUGAAGUACUGCCGGGGCCAGGCCUACCUGGGCUCCGGGGACAUAUCCUACAAGCUGAAGGCCUUUGCGUGCAAGGUCCAAGAGAAGUCCCCGCUGGCGAUAAGCACACACAGCUCCUGCUACUCCUUCAACACGUGGUGGUCCAAGACGAUCCCGGUGCCGGCCAUCACCAAAGCCCUCGAGGUGUUUGAGGAGGUGCUCGUGUUUUUCGGUAGCAGCUCGCUGCUUGAGAAGCAGGUCGACCACGUCAUCGCCUACGGCCUCAGGGAAAGCUACGAGAAGGUCCAAGAGUUGCAAGGGAAGUUCUGUUCCCUGUGGCAAGAGAAGCACGACUCUUAUGAAGUCUUUGUCCAAAUAAUGGAGCCUCUGGUUGAGUGUCUGGAGAAGAUCAAAAACAACCCGCAGCGAUGGAAGGAAUCAUUGUCCGAACAAGCGGGCUCGCUGCUCCGGAAGAUAAUGGACUUUGAUUUCAUCAUCGCCAUGGUGAUCCUGAAAAACACCUCGUCCUUCACCAAGGAGCUCAGCGCGGGCCUGCAGAAGGACCACUUCAGCGCCGCCUCCCAGCUGUGUCAAAUCAGCGGCAUCCUGGCUACCCUGAGCCGGGUGAAGACCAACAUGAAGGUGUUCCACCAGAACUGGUUCGACGAGGCCUGCGCCGUGGCCCAGAGCCUCCGGGUCCAGGUGGAGGAGCCCGAGUGCCCCGGCCAGCCCCGGGACGCGGCCAGGAAGCCCCUGGGCUACUUCAAGGACGCCCUGAGCGUGCCCCUCAUGGACAACCUCAUGACGGCCGUGAAGGACCACUUCUCCGAGGACCACAAGGAGGCGCUCAACUUCCUGUCGCUGGUGCCCUGCUCGGUCACCGUCAGCUACAUGUUCGAGAGCCUGAAGUCGAAGCCGCCGCUGUACAGCACGGACCUGCCCGACGCCGACAACUUCUUCACAGAGCUGUGCUGCUGGCGGGUGAAGUGGAAGACCAAGGUGACCCUCGCCAUCCCCGACACCAUCUUCCACACGCUGCGGCUGCCCGUCAUGCAGUACUUUGGCAACAUCAACACCCUUCUGAGGAUCAUGUCGGUGCUGCCCAGCACGGCGCUGGAGGACUGCGGCGCCAAGAUGCGGCACAAGUUGUUCCAGGAGUUCCUGAAGAACACGGAGCCCAAGGACCGCACCCCGUGUCUGGCCAUGCUCCAGGUGGGCACCGACUUCAACCGGGACCUUGACCGCAUGGUCACCCAGUGCCUGAAGGUCACCCCUCAGACUCUAGAGGGCAUCUGUCUGGAUAAGGAAUCCAAAACGUUAAUGAAGAACUCUGAAAAUAACAUGGAAGUUGACCAUCUAAAAGAUGAGGCCGAGGAGGUUGUGGUCCAGCCACCUGUCGACGCCACGGACGAGCAACCAGCCGAAGAGAACGGCCACACCGGGGACAACCAGCAGAGUCUGGAGACGGUGUUCCGCCUGGCCGCGCAGCUGGCCAAGAAGAACGGCGCCCUGGCCGAGAUCACCACAGACGAAACGGAGAGCGUCGUCCAGGAGCUGGGCCUGUGUCGCUGGCUCGGUGCCGACGGCCGAGGCAAACUCAACAUGGGGGAGACGGAAAUAGCCAUGCUGUUGACGAAAGGGAUCCGCGACGUGAUCCGCGACGUGAUCCUUCAGGAGAUACAGGAGUCCCCCUUCUUCUCCCUCAUCACCGACCGGCCCGUCAGAGUCGCCGACGGCAGCCAUUUGCCCGUCUUCGUCCGGUACGUCGGCGGAUCGGCCCCGAAAGUGGAGCUUCUCGGCUUCCUGCCUUUCGACGAGUCCUCCGUCGACGACGACGGACAAGCGAAGGCCCUCGCUAAGAUUCUGACCGAGGACUGGGGCCUGCCCAUGUCCCAGUGCCGCGGACAGGCCUAUAUGCGGUCGGGCUCCGGCUGCCAGAGUCUGAAGAUCAUGUCUCUGGAUUUCCUGAAGAGCUACCCGCUGUCGGUCGUCACGCCGAGCGAGUCCUGCGGCCUGGCCUACUGGCUGGCCGGAUGCGUGCCUUGCCCCCCGGUGACCAGGAUGCUGGACGUGGCGGAGGACCUGCUGCGCUUCUUCGACAGGUCCCCGGGCCUGGAGGCGCAGCUGGCGCAGGCGGUCGACGGGCUGCUCAACGCCCCCAUGGAGGCGCUGGAGGAGAGCCCCGAGACCUGCUGCUCGCGCUGGAAGAGGCGGGACGACUUCUUCGACGCCCUCGCCGACACGCUGGAGGGCGUCCUCAGCUGCCUCGACGCGGUCAGCGCCGCCGCCUCCGUCGGCACCACGGCGCUCUACGCCCAGGUGCUGGCGACGGCGGUGCGCAGCAUGGACUUCAUCGUGGCCCUGGUGAUCCUCAGGAACGCCUGCGCCCCGCUCCGCAACUGCAGCACCGUCUUCCGCUGCGGCAACCCGGCGGACAUCAUCGGCGAGGCGGAGAAGAUCCCCCAGAUCAUCGAGGCGCUGAGCAAGAUGCUGGAGAACAUCGGCGCCGUGCACGGGCCCUGGUUCGAGCACGCCUUCCAGCUGGCCUCCAAGUUGGGGCCCGAGCAGGUGUGCUUCCCCGAGGAGGCCAGCAACUACGAGUCGGUGGAGAUCUACUACCGGGAGACCCUGAGCAUCCCCGUGCUCAAGUGCCUCAUCGAGGAGAUGAAGCACAGCUUCUCGGAGAGCCACCUGCAGGCCCUCUCGGUGCUCUCCCUGCUGCCCUCGUGCAACCCCCAGUCCAGCCUCGAGUCCACGGACAAGCCCUUCGGCGCGUACCUGACCGACCUCACGGACCCCGACACGGCGGAGAUGGAGAUCAACGCCUGGGCCGUGGCCUGGAGGGAGAAGUACCAGGAGGCCGCGCCGCCGGCGUCGAUAUCGGAGACGCUGCUCCACCCGGAGGCCCUGAGCCACCCCACCGUGACCUCCCUGCUGCGGCUGGUGGCGGUGCUGCCCAGCGUCGGUAUCGAGUGCGACCUGAUGAGGUCCAGCCUCAACGCCAUGAGGGACCUGCUGGACGCCACCGUGUGCAGGGGCAGCAGGACGGAGCGCGUGAUGCUGCUCAUGCACCAGCAGACGCUGCGGAGGCUGCCCGAGCUCAUCCAGAGGUGCAUGGAGAUGGAUCCCGAGAGCAGGCCGUGUCUGGCCCAGGUCCUGGAAACCUUUCGAGGACUAAAGCUGAUCAAAGGCAAGUACAUUUAAAAAGCAUUCACUACAGAACACAAGAGUAUAGUCCCUCCUUUUUCUUUGUAAAAUAAAAAAGUUGUGCACUG
Gadus macrocephalus (Pacific cod) is the source of this 6252-nucleotide messenger RNA. RefSeq lists its product as uncharacterized. The transcript has 10 exons. NCBI's taxonomy places the organism in Eukaryota, Metazoa, Chordata, Actinopteri, Gadiformes, Gadidae. The coding region runs from base 272 to 6181 and encodes 1969 amino acids. The record is from RefSeq and is a predicted model, not a curated record.